UCCAUCUCCAUCAGGCAAAUAACAACUGGGAAAUCACGCCGUCAUAAAUUCGGAAAUUCAAAAAUCCGGAAAGCCUGCGAGAUGUCCGUGCGCCACGACUGGUACCAAUCGGAGACGAAGGUGGUCAUCUCCGUGCUCCUGAAGAAUGCCGCCGACAAGCACUACGCAGUGGAGAUUUCCGCGGAUCGGGUCCACAUGACGGCGGAUGGCUAUGAGCUGGACCUGAAGCUGCUGCACCCCAUCGUCGUGGAGCGCUCCUCGCACAAGGCAUUCGCCUCCAAGGUGGAGAUUACCCUGGCCAAGGAGACGGGCCUGCGCUGGGAGAAUCUGGAGAAGAAGGCUGUGGCCGUGGCUGCGCCCGUCAAGAGCCAGCCCAAGAACUGGGACCAGCUGGUCAGCGAGGAGGAGAAGAUCGACGAGAAGGAGGCCAAGGGUGAGACGGCCCUCAACAACCUGUUCAAGAAGAUCUACAGCACAUCCUCGCCGGAGGUCCAGAAGGCCAUGAACAAAUCCUUCUCGGAGUCCGGCGGCACCGUGCUCAGCACCAACUGGGACGAGGUGGGCAAGGAGAAGGUCACCGUGAAGCCGCCCGAUGGAACAGAGUUCCGCGAGUGGGAGAAGUAGAGCGGCAGAUCGGCCGACGCCCAAAACAACGUGUGAACAGAAACUAACAAGAAUUGUUUUCAAUAAAUUUGAUUUAAGCAUUGCAA
Molecule: messenger RNA, 710 nt
Organism: Drosophila elegans
Lineage: Eukaryota; Metazoa; Arthropoda; Insecta; Diptera; Drosophilidae
Gene: Sgt1
Product: protein SGT1 homolog
Exons: 2
Coding region: 82-624 (180 amino acids)
Biological process (GO): protein stabilization
Molecular function (GO): protein-folding chaperone binding
Source: RefSeq, a predicted model, not a curated record